AUGCUUUCUUUCAGCUCUUCUUCUACAGCGGGAAGCGUUCAUCCUUUGAAUGUGAUGAUAAUGAACAAAGCCUGCACAAGCUUAUCUGCAAAGGAAUGCACCUCAACCAAUACUCCUGGCACAUCGAGCGAAGUCGCGGUACUACAUGCACUAUCAGGAGCAAUGAAGUCCGAAGCGUUGUUGCCUCUGAGCGAGAUACAAUCACUAGCUGAGAAGCCUCGUGUGGGUCCGACGUCGAAGACGACAUCGAAGCGGACGAAGACUCGAAUUCGUAAAUGCGCAAGCGCACCCAUCAACAAGAAAAACAAGAAGAAAGUCAGCGUCUCAGAUCAACCGCUUCCAAAACCAAUGGCCCCACAGCCUCCUCCUUCCCAUCCUUCUCAUUCUGAACUUGCUGCAGCAAUCGAUCUCGGUCUGUCGAAGGGGUUACGAGGAGGAUUUAUUGAGUUCCUGCGCUCAAACACUGACGAAAGCAUCAAGAAGUCUUUCGAUGAAGUGAAGAAGGAGUUAGCUAACAAGCAGUCUUUCCUCAAAUCCGCAACCACUGUCGUGCGAUACCUUCAAGCCGCUAGACUACUGUACAAUCGGUUGGAUUGGCGAAAGAAGCGAAAAUACGAGCAAGAUGCACGUUAUAGAAUAAGAAUGGAACACAUCGCGAAGAUUCGAGAAGAGAAAGAAUUGGCGGACUUGCCUCUUUUCGAUAACGGGAAUCGAUUCGAUGAUGCGCUCGAAAAAAGAAUUGGUAUGGUAGCUUGCCAGAUGCCUUCCUCUGAAUAUGUGUUCAAAGAUCGGCAAUCCUUGCGUGAUUUCAAGAGAUAUGAAGCGCUGAAGGCCCGGAAAAUCUGCUGCCCUUUAUGUCCCAUCAGCUCUGAAGUGCUAACUAGUGCUGUUCAAUAUCAGGGCCACAUGACAACCCACCAUUCAUGUGCGCAUCUUUUCGCGUGUCAUUUUUGUGGAUUUGUGUUCCCUUCUCUUGAAGCUUUGAAAGCUCACGACGGAUGUGAAGGAUUUGCUGCCGCAAUGGUGCAAAGGAUAAAUCUUUGCGGUGAAGUAGAUUGUCCUAUGGGCUUUGCUAUAGUAAUCAUGACUUGUACUGACUGCGGCUCGCAACAACUUAUUCGCUCCUCAUUUCUUGGAGAAGCGUCAAUGGCUCACUGGAACGAGAUUAUAAACUUCCAUACAGUGCACAAUGCUGAGAGCCUAGUUCCGUUGGUCAUAUAUUCUAGCGAAGAUUUUCAUUGCAAGAUGCGAUUACGAAUACACACUGUGUCAACUUUAAUCAAAGAUGUCCAAAUUACUUGCCCUUAUUGUGGGAAGUCUGAUUUUGACACACUCGAAAUGCUUGAGUCGCAUUUCCUCUCUCACAACGAAGGCGUCAAAGUUUGCCCCGUGUGUUCGAGUAAAUUUGGACAGGAGGCCUUUUUCAGGGAGCAUCUCUUAUCGCAUCUGGAUACCAAAGCAGGCUACCUGGCUCUGUAUUUGGCUCAAAAGUGCACCUUUGUCACGGGUGGACUUUCGAGUUGUGGACCUUAUCUCGCAAAAGGAAGCGAGCUUAUCUAUGGGGGUGUGUCAGCAGCUGUCUUCACCUCCAAAUUACGACUGCAAUUUGUUGAUCCAUGGGAAUCUGUGACUGUAAAGAAAAAGGCAAACCGACGUGGUCGCAAACGUAGGGCUGGUCCAACAUACAAAGCAGAUCCAGCCGAGGCGGAUGAGGAGCAGAUUCCUCAGGAUGAGGCGUCAAUCAAAAUAAGAAAACUUCUGGGUCACUCAUUUGAUUACGAAAAUGUACUCCGAGUGAAUGGCUUCUUCUAUACCGCUAUCGACUCCAAAGAUGAAUCAGAAGAGAGUGCAGCACCGUACAAUUCGUCUGACAUCGAAUUCACCUCACUCAUCGAGCACAGUCCUACAGCCGUCGACAGAUUAGCGAAGGAUAUCUCGGAGCAUUUUUCAAGAAUCUGUAGACUCGCUGGUGGAAAGACCCUGUCAAAGAAACACAAUCCAUCGCAUAUCGGCCUUUCUAAAAAAAUUUACAUGUGCCGUCGAUGUAACUGUAUUUGUACCGGCGAUGAUGCGGUUUAUGCUCACCUGUCACGAUGUUGUCCAGAGCUGCGCCAAACUGAUAAUAGUUCUGAACCCUACGACCUUUCGAAUGGAUUGCUAGUUGUUUGCGUAUAUGCGGGCAAUGGUUUACCGAACACACGCAUCACUUGCUGGGAGUGCUCAUCAACUGUGUGCUCAGUUUUUGGUUUACGAGUGCACAUGAUUGCAAGGCACGGAAUCUUUAUCAAGGCUGAGGAUGAACCUACCAUAGGACCUAACUCAAAAGGAGAAGACUUGGAGCUUUUCACGGCAACAACGAGAGCAAUCAACAAGCUCAUUGGCCUCACCGAGAACGGAUGUCUUCCCGUCAACCUAGAGGAAAGAAAAAAGGAAGCUCUCAGAGCUAAGAUGAAGUUGAAUCAGAGCGCAAACGGCAACGAAACCGUUCUUAACCAGUCAAAUGUAAUCGCGUCUCCACACCCCCUGCCUCCUAAUCAUAGCAAUACUUCGAGCAAAGAAGCGGCCAUCGUAGUUGUGACGUCUUCAUCACCUUCACCUGCAGCUACUCCUGAGGAAUCACCGCCUUCUGUACAAAUCAUCGAGUCACAUGCUGAGCUUUGUCAACCAAGGCAACAAUCUGCCAGUCAUGCCAAUCAGCCAACAGAUACGGCUCUGGACAGGGUUGAGGCGCUCGUGAGAAACCUAGGACAUUUUUCUAUGCCAGCUCGGGACACUCCCCAAAAAGAGAAUCGUAUUGAGGAACCUCAUUAUGUCUUGACAAGUAUCUUGAAUCAAGUGGAAGCAGGUGUUACAUCCAAAUCUACUGCCUUACCACAAGAGAAGUCAUUGCCUCCGGCACUUCCAGUGCAGAAACAAGGUGAUCUACAUGCCAGUACAACUUCAUCGCCUUCACGCGAUGAUUUGAAUAAUCCAGAGUGCGAAUUUUGUGGUUUGAAACUGAUGUCUCAAGCUGCUUUGGCAAGGCACUAUGCAUCUCACUCAGAUACAACAAGUACCUGCCAUAUAUGUGAUCCACCUCAAGUCAAUGUCUUUACGCCUGAGCUUUACCUGGCUCACAUACAUGCUAAGCAUACAACUCAGCCAGACGCCAGUGAACAGGGUCGUGCUUUUGCAGUGUGCUCAUGUUGUGAUUUUCGGGUGAAGAAAUCGGAAAUAAUAGCUCAUUUGAUGUCAGAUUGUUACAUGGCUCCAUGCUUACUCUGUGGAGAUAAGCUCAGCCGAAGAAAUGACCGAUUGACACACAGGAAAAAUCAUAAGGAGAUUCAUUCAAGGUUUGUGUGUGAAUGCCAUCGUGGUUUUUCGCAUUUCACUAAGUUCCUGGAGCAUCAGUGUCGUAGCAGAGUCACAUCCACUGCUAGAUGUGCUGCCUGUGAUGCCAAGUUUUCUGCCUCCAGUCGCAACAAAGUGUUGAAGGAUGGCGCUGAUCAUUUUAUUAAGGCACACACGAAAGAUCUUUCAUGCUGCUUAUGUAAGAAUGAACCUCUAGAAGCACUGCGAGAGCAUGUCUCAAGGCACCUACUCCUGUCAUCCGAAGCUUACAAACCGACAAGAUCACUGUUAUCUUAUAAGAAUGUCGAGAUCUCGGAAACCAGUGAAGAGACGCUACAUGAAAUGCAGAAAGCGCCAAAGGAAAGGAGCCGUAGCACAGAAUCUGGUGUUACUCUCGAUCAAGAUGGCGCAGAUACAACAACGGAUGCAUCAGACGCUGAAACAGCGUCUGUCACGCUUGAAGAUGCUACCACGGAACGUGCAUCGAGUGCGCUGGAGGAGCUGCUAGUGGAGGAUGUUGUUCCGGUCGAAAACGGAAGUUCGCGAGAUGGCAAUUCACCCUCUGUACUCGAAAAACAACGACAAGUGCUUGCAGAACUGCUUGAUGAUCUUGGACCACCUCCUUCCGUUGUGAUAUUGGAAAGCAGUCAUGCCGUAGUACGUGAAGAGGUAGAUGAACCUCAGUGUGCUGUACCCAAGAACUCCGUGGCUGAUGACGAAGAUGAGAUUGUGAUAGUGGACGAAGAAGCUGCGCAAGCAAUGCUGAUGUCACCUCCACCACCCGGAUCAGUUGCUUCCGCAGUUGUGCAUACAGUGAAUGAAGGCGAUGAAGAUUGUAUGAUGAUGGAUAUUGUUGAGCUGCCAACUGGCUCCGUAUCAUACACUGUUGCUUCCACUCGCGAGAAGAAGCACAAAUGCUCCAUGUGCAGUCAGUCAUUUUUGCGAGAAUCCUCCUGCCGUCUUCAUGAGCAGACUUCACAUCGCAAUGACAUCGCCUCUGAUUUGUGUGACGAGGACUAUGGUAUUCCAUUAGAGCUGGAUCGUUGCAUGUAUUUAUGCCAACAAUGCACUGUUGCAUUCGAAGAUCAGCAGCGAGCGCGCAAACAUCUCGCUCAACAUAUGAUCAAGGGACCGGCGUUUCCGUGUGAGAAAUGCAGCAGUAUAUGUUUGACUGAAGCUAACCUCCGUGAUCAUUUGAAGAAGCAUGCGGAACAGAAGUUAUCAUAUCGUUGCUUGAAAUGCACUCCCCACCGGAUCUACUACUCUGAAGUGGCAUUAUACUACCAUUUGAAUAUGGAACAUCGUAUUCCUAUCAUAGCGUUUUGUAAGAGUUGCCUUCUUGCUUCUGCUAACAUGGACCGCAUAUUCAAGCAUACUUACACACGUGAAUGCUCUGACAAAAGAGAGGAGCCGCGUAUGACAUCUGUGCCCAUUUUGCUGCGUAGCCUCGGAUUCGCUAUUGCAUCGGAGUUGUGCUUUCAGCCCAACGAUGAGGCGGCAUACAAAAAAGCGGUUGCAAACAAGGCGAUACGAUUCGCAGUGCCAACUCAGUGCAGCCAUCGAACGUUUAUAACAUUUGGAGACGCUUUUACCACUUGCCCAGAGGAUCCUUCUAGAUGCCAUGGCUUGGUCAAUCAAAAUCGUUGGCAUUCAUUCUUGUGCGCUACGAAUCGUGAUACGCCCGGGGAGAUGCCGGCCGUGAUGCCUGAAGCGAUCGUGGUCAAGAAGGACUGUGGUGAAAACUUGGCGGAUAUGCUUCUUACUCGUUACAGAACGAACUUGGCACUAACGACAGGCUCGCUGGCUAGACGUUCCGCUAAUGCACUACCCACCCUUGCUCCUGCCGUGCCACUAACAGCACCAGCACCGGUGCGACAAGGCACCAUAUCUACCUGCCAGAUCUCAAAUCGCCGUCAAGAUGUAGUAGAAGCGUUGCCGAUAUUGCCGCAGCAGGUACAGGUCAGUCAUGCGGCAGCACAAAUGCCGGCUCUUCGCCAGACUUUGAACAGUGCACCCAUAUCUCUCCCUCAAAAUCAGAGUGCUUGUAUAUUCUGCCGUUGUCGUAAUGUGGCAAUGAUAUGCGAACCGCCUAAUAGGGCGUAUGAAGCUGUGAAUUCACUCUGUACUAAGUUCAGAGAAGUUCAUCCUGUUGCUGCGCAAACAUUGUACUCUUCGCUCAAUUCGUUCAUACGAGAAACUGUGAAUCGCCGUCACGGACAACCGCAUUUCUGUUUCUGCCGUUGGCACUAUUCGCAGCAAAGUUUUGACGGUCAGCAUCUGACUAAUGCACCCCCGAGUCAAGUGAACAGCGCGCUUCUGCUGAGCAACUAUCACAAAGGACUGUUCUACCCUGAUCCAGCCUGUGUGGCCAUCAUGACUUCUUUACCGCUCUCUCCUGUCGCAGGCGUAGUACAAACUGUACAAUCUACUGCUUCAUGCAGUUCUUCGUCGCAACCUUCGGCACAGUCGUGUGCUGUAUGUGGUGUGGUGGCGCCAUCUGGGCCAUGUUCUGCGACAACGUUCCGGCUGAAUUACAUGAUAGCGGUGCCGCUUAUGCCAGUCACUGUGAAAGAGCAAUGGGCAGCUAGCGUCGUUCACUCUUUAGCUGAGGCGUAUGCACAGCGGGUAAUGAACGAGUUUCGAAUCUCACAUCCACCUCGUCUCUGCAUCCGGCAUUUCAAUCCUCGUUCACUGAUUAUUGGGCGUAAUGGCGCCAUCACCAGAAAUCCAAAUUCUGUAGCUGAGCUGCCUAUCUUGGAUUUCCCUGAAUUCGCUUCGUUGACUCCGGAGUUCUUCCAAGCGUUUAAUAAACUCCUCGACGCUAUGGAUAAGAAUCAGAAUUCCAACAACACUAUUUCGACAAUGCUAAAGAUAGUCCAAGAUCUUGUCAAAUGCAAAGAUGAGAGGUGUGGUCGUCCUUUGAAUUUGUGCAAGGAUGUGUUAUUCCAUCGCUUCCAUGGUCCUCAACACACAUAUGUUUGUAUGGAGUGUUUCUGCACAACUGAUGUCAUUCGAAAUGAGCAAGAGAUGAUUGAGCACUUUGUUUCUAAACACAUACAAAGAAGCCAAGCAAUUGCUGCUGUUCCGCGUGUGUAUUCGCUUCAUUGCCCUCUGCGCAACUGCAGUGCAACAUUCCCGUCUGUACAGACUUUGCGGAAGCAUAUCAACCAUGUUCACGCUGCGCAGUUUCCACACUCCUCUGACAACUGUGCUACGCACUUUUUCGAUGCUCAAAAAAUGUCUCUCCACAAUGCUCAGCACGAGAAGCAUAGCUGUGAUGUCACGUGCUGCUAUCUUUGCGGUUUGGCCGAUCCAUGGCAGCAUGAAUUCAAUGGCGUUAGGAUCUCGCAUGAGCUGACACAUGGAAUGAGGCGGUUUCUCGCUUGCAAAACGUGUGGACUUCCGAUGGGUCAAGACCCAGCUAAUAUGGCGCUGAUUGAUCACUUUAUGAAGCAACAUAUGGUGGAGCUGCAAAAGCGAGUGCGCUAUUGCAAAAUAUGUCGAAAAAAUAUAGCUGAGCAUGGAUUAUUAGCACAUGUUGUUGAACAACAUAGGUUGAUUUCGUUCCAACCUCGUUAUAUACAAUCCGGCAUGUUGUCUAUAAUGAAUGGCAGCGAGUUGUGUGCUUAUCUCGGGAUACCGCCUGAACGCUGGCAGGUCAAUCCUCAGGCUGAUAUUUCAGAACUAGGAUAAAAAUAUCUAGUAAAGCAUGAGCAAACUGGUUGUCACGCUUUGAAUUAUGAUCUCUGUGGAAUUGACCAUAUUCACGAGCCAGUAGGCGUUUUAUUGGUUUGUUUUAUUGCAUUUAUUUUCUAUUCAAUAUCGUAAGAUUCCAAAGUACCCUUACUUCUGUUUUGUGUGCUGCACCAUAUGUUGUACCGGUAAUCAGUGUCUUUUGCAUAAAUGCAGGUUCGUAGUUUUACCCUAAGUUGACCUCUGUUGAAGAAGUGUUCAAGUGCUUGUAUCGACACUACUUCAUUCACUGAUCUGUAUAUUCGUUAUAUCUGUUCCAUUCAAUAAAGACAUUCUUUACUCAUGAAUAUAC
This is a messenger RNA of Cylicocyclus nassatus, 7375 nucleotides long. The record is from the annotation of a GenBank genome assembly. NCBI's taxonomy places the organism in Eukaryota, Metazoa, Nematoda, Chromadorea, Rhabditida, Strongylidae.